AUGUUCACCGCUCCUUACCAAAAGAUUUCAUUCAUAAAAUAUGUUGGUAACCGAGUUCUGCUCCAGUGUCACAUCAAAACUGGAGUCGCCAUGGUACGAAGUGGUAUUAUCAGCGUCUCAGAUAAUCAAAUUAAGAUUGGUGUAAUGGCACAGCCGCGUGACAGUGAGGCCAACAGUGAAGUCUGCAGGGUCAUGAGUGAGCUAUUUAAAUGUCCUAGAUCAGACGUGGAGAUUGUUCGAGGUCAUAAGUCACGGGUCAAGAGAUUAGCUAUCUCGCAGAUCGGCGUAAAAUGGGGCGACAACGAGGAAAAAAUAACUACUGAGAUAAGAAAGAAGUUGGAGCAAGCUGUAAUCAAAUAA
Molecule: messenger RNA, 360 nt
Organism: Blumeria graminis f. sp. triticale
Lineage: Eukaryota; Fungi; Ascomycota; Leotiomycetes; Helotiales; Erysiphaceae
Source: the annotation of a GenBank genome assembly